AUGGCCUCAAUCGGGAGGAUCACAGGAGCCCUUAUUAACGGCACCCUUGAGCCCAGUGUUGCUCUUGCUAAUUUGAACUUCGACUUCACCUUGGUCAAAGUCGAAAGUCCGCGCGAGUUCGCUGACGUGGGCAGCCAAUUAUCUGCCCAGCGACGCAACAAUGCAGAAGCUGGCCCGUCUCAUGUCUUAGCCCGGAAGCUGGGGGCUUUAUUUCGAGACGUAGUACCUCCAACACCGGAACUUGUCAAGGCGUACGGGACUCGAGCAUCUUCUAUAUUCAACUCGACUGUAGCCCAGAAUCAAGGGGGUGCCUUGCAUGGUUUCUUUGCCGAUGUCGUGGGUGCGGAUGCGACUUCCAUGUGGGCAGCCGCUACAUCAGGAAAACAUGCAAUCGCCUGCCAUCUCCUCGCUUGUUUGCUGGCUCGGAUAUGGGAUGCGACCGAGGCCGUCUCGCUUUGGAUGGAAUUAAUUACGCGACGAAAGCGGGAGAUCAAUUCCGAGAAUGAGGAAAUGGGUGACCCGGCGCUCGAAAUGGUAUCGCGUGAGAGUUUCCAACGAAAUGAACUCGCGGACUGGGAUGCCAGUGCCCGGGCAUGGCUGCGUGUGGCCGACUCAGCAAUGGCACUUCAGCAGACGCAGGUUCGAUUGAUAUUGGAUAAUAUCGCUCUACCCGUCAAUUACAAAGCAGACACGUAUGAAAGUAUUAUAGAGGCGUGGAAGUCAUCGCUUCAGCAAAUGGAGAGGCUUCUGGUCGGACACCCACAGGAGGCUCGGGACGGGGCCAUUAUUCUGGGACUCACGGCGAAGGGAUUUACUGGUCACUACCUCUGCGUUAUCUGCGACAUUAUGGACUCCCAGUACCCCUCAAACGGAGCCUCCACAGCGGCGAAGGAACCCGAAUUAGUAUUAAUCAACUGCUCCUGGCAUGGACCGCAGCAUACACACAACCCUGGAACGAUGGUGCCUGAGAAGAAGGUACUGGAAAAACUAUGGAAGUUGGGCGAAACCCACUGCCCUAUGUUCCGUGGUUCGGAACCCUUUUUCAAUUUUUUUACUCUGAAUAAUUUCUUACGCACUGCCAAGAGUCUGGAACACAAAAUUGAGUGCUUUCGGGAGAUUGUCAAGCCUAUCAAGAGCUCUGAUUUUCUCAUUCGUUAUAAAUAUGCUUAUGAUACGAACUCAACAGAGGAAUAUGAGUAUGCAACGGCCGUCCCGCAGGUAAAGCGGUUGCUUUCUGGAGAAAGCAAAAAGAAUCAUACGCGAUGGAUACGGAAACGCCCGGCAGCUCGUGAAGAGCGAUCGGACGAAGCCGAGCAAGUGGAAGAUAAUAUUUCUCUAAUUAUUGACGAAGAUCUAUUUGCCGACGAUCCAUGGGCUGAACAUCAUGUGUUAGUCUCGAGUGAUGAUCAUCACAAUGAUACUUUGGUUGAGGUUUCGCCACAAAACGCGGAAGAGCAGACCAUCAAAAACGUGAUGGAAGCGCGUGAGACGCAGUUGCUCUUGUUAGGGGAAAGCGUUGAAUCUGUAGAAUCGUUACGGGGGUAUGAGAACGCCAGUUGUACACACGUGUUAAACCCCGAGAGUAUGGCAGGAUGGUAUGUUACUGUACAGGGAGAUGAGAGCUGCCAGCUGCUUAGGCGACUUCAACUGCGAGUAGAAAGCUCGUAUGAUUACCAGUUUGCAAAAGUAGCUCUCGAGGCCAUAGACGACAAAACUAUCAAGGAUGCAGAGGCGGAUUUUGAAUUCAAUGUCAAUUUCACCACCGAUAUCAAGCGGAAAAUUUUCAGUCCAUCUAUUGUCUCUUUUGAGGAAUUUGCUAAACUUCUGUCGAAAGAGCUCUCACUCCUAGACCCUAGCCUAGUGAUUUUACGUGGCAUUUCAACAAUUAUGACAUUAUUUGAGAGCUCACAGUCAGCUACUGUCGACGUUAGAUCGGUGAAACUAAACCUGGCCAGCGCACACUGGCUUUUAACUGCAAAUUGGGAAAGUCACCAAGAAACCUCCACUGGCCAACCCGAGGUGAUAAGUCAACAAAUAGGUCCUAUUGAGUUGGACUACGCAGCCAGUUUUGCAUGCAUUGCCAUGAUGGAAACCGGCAGAUUUAACCUGGAUCCCGGAACGCUCGAAAGUGUGACGGCUUUGUCUUCUGGAGAUUCCUUGUAUGUGCCAUCGAGUUUGCUCCGUGACCCGGUUGACGACUUGCAGCUAUUUCGCAUUCAGCGCUUGACCGGAAAUAUUGGUCGUGCUGGUAUAGCAUUCCUCGUUCCACCAAGGGACCCAAUGAUAAAAGCUUACGAUGCCUUGAAUGAUUGGCAGCUAAUCGACCACGCUGAUUUUGAUGGACAGCUACAGAACAAUUUUUCUUCUACGUCGUUGCAGCUCUCCUUCACAGAAGCUAUUUUCCCUCUCAAUGUGGGAUUUUCAGGAGGAGUAGAUAUUGAAGCCUACUUUCUCGAAACUUUGGUUUCUGUCUAUGACUCGGGACAAUGGGUGGCUGAUCUAGAUGUUCUGAAAGCUCUAGAAAAAUUAGACUUCAUCUUCGAAGCCUCCCUCAUUUCGGCGGAAAUCAAGGCAGACUACCCCGCAGGGUACACCAUCCGGCCCCUCGCUCGCGACGACUACAAGCGAGGUUUUUUCCAAUGUCUCCAAGCUCUCACUUUUACCGGAGAGAUCUCUGAAGCUCAGUAUCUUGACCGAUUUGAUUGGCACAAAAACCAUGGACAGGGGUGGUAUUACUGCGUUGUCAUUGUGGAAGACGCAACGGACCGCAUUGUCGGUACGGGCACAGUAGUCGUGGAGAGGAAAUUUAUUCACAACCUCGGAAUCAGCGGUCAUAUUGAGGAUAUCUCAAUCACAAAGGAUCAUCAAGGCAAACACUUUGGCCAGAAGCUAAUCAAGACAUUGGAUAGCAUUGCCGUCAACGUGGGUUGUUAUCAAAGCAUUCUCAAUUGCUCCUUAGCGAAUGCGGGCUUUUAUGCCAAAUGUGGUUACACGGAACAGUCUCUGGAAAUGUCUCAUAUCUAUCCGGAGACUAGGGCUGCGUUUGAAGAGGCCAAGAGAGCAUACGAGCGCAGCAAGAAUGCUUCGGCUUAG
Molecule: messenger RNA, 3093 nt
Organism: Talaromyces amestolkiae
Lineage: Eukaryota; Fungi; Ascomycota; Eurotiomycetes; Eurotiales; Trichocomaceae
Exons: 4
Coding region: 1-3093 (1030 amino acids)
Biological process (GO): UDP-N-acetylglucosamine biosynthetic process
Cellular component (GO): endoplasmic reticulum; endoplasmic reticulum-Golgi intermediate compartment; Golgi apparatus
Molecular function (GO): monosaccharide binding; glucosamine 6-phosphate N-acetyltransferase activity
Source: RefSeq, a predicted model, not a curated record